CGGUGAAUGAGUGAGUGAGGAAACUGAGACGCUGACAGGUUUCCAGGUGCUCGUCGGCUGCUAGCCGAGCCGUUUGAUCCGUGGAGGGUACUUAACCCGCCAACCGACAGUCCGUCCACACAGCACGAGGGGCGGGCCGACUCGGGAGAUCACGUGGUAUACGGCUCUCCUCCCAUCCGCCAACUCUCGCCCUUCACCCUCGUGUGUGUACGCAGUCCAAGUUGCUGCAUCUGCACGUGACGUUCUUUCCCCUCUCUUUCUCUCUCUCCCUCCGAAUCCACCCCACCCUGGCCACCUAUCCUCGUUGUUGAUGAUUGGGACGAUGCGAAGCCGUACUGACGACGUAGCGAUGUCAGCAGGUCUGGAACUGUGCAACGUCGUCCAAAGGUUGCUGCUGUGGUAGUGAUGGUGGUGCCACUCUGCCUGCACCCCUCGACACAACGCCGCCUCCUCGCUCGUAACUGAUUACCGACGCUCGUGCAGGAGUCCGCCUUUCCGACAUUGUGGAGGAGGCAAGUCCCCCAUCCCUCCUGUGACAGACUAAACAAACAACAACAACAACAACAAAAUAGGUCGACUCGACGAAAUUGGCAACUCUUCAUCGUCAGUCAUCGCCAGGACGAGAGGCUGGUAGGGUAGGGGUGAAAAGGAAGUGAGGAGGCUUGCACCCUCCUUCUCUCUUUCUCUCUUCCUCCCUUCACCAAUACCCAUUCCUUUCCCUCUCUGACAAGCGCACAUUGGAGACUUCUUGGAGGCCAAUAUGCAAAAAGCGGGCAGUGAUACUGGAAUCGAUUACCAUUGUCUACAAUUCCGUGGAAAGCGGUGUCGGAGCCAAGCGAGUUCCCCGGGUGUUUACGGGGGAAAACACUCUCUCUACCCUCGCACUUCCAGGCACGGAGGAGUCGACUUACACCCAUCCAUCUCUGGGACUCGCCGUUUCCGCGGAGCAGACUCCGUGACCACCGCACCCGGCCGUCAAGGCAGGUACCCACACUCCCUGGUCGCACCCGUAAAGCUCCCGUCAUUCAGGGUGGACGCUACAAGCUUUUCAUUGUGAGCUCAUGAAAACUUCAUGACGUAAACAACAGAAUUAUUUUGUUUGUUUGUUUUUCUCCCCUCUCUCCAUUACGUUGCACGCUCGUGCGGCUUUUGACCUUUGAACCGCCGGAUCAUUCACACUUCAAUGAGUCUUGCUGAGACUGUUGUUGUCAUGGUAAGUCUGUUGUUAUGACGAGCCUGUUGUCGUGUAAAAAAAAAAAAUUACUCCAAAAAUCCAUUUUUUAGUAGGAGAGGAAACAGGUUAUCGCUUGUUGAACUGUGUGUGUACACGGGGUGGAGGUUGAUUGCAAGGUCACGAGUUCGUCUUCCAUGGUGACGUCACUGCAGCAUGUGCUGUGACAAGGUGAGCCGGCCGUGCACCCGGUGCUGUGACGUCAAGUGUCGGCAGCGUGUUGGCGCGGCUGCUGUUGCUGCUGCUGCUGCUGCAGCCAGACUUCCAGGACAUCUGCUGGCACCUGCUUCGUGCUGUCGCGCGACGGCGACGCCUCCCAGUGCAAUCGCUCUCCUGUGAAUUGUGCUUGAUUUAUCUCCAUCAUUGAUUGAUUUGCCUCGAAUUAGCUUCUGCAAGGAUUUUUUUCCCCUCCCACCAAAAAUUUCGAGCCUCCACUGCCUUCCUCCCCACUUGAGCCUUCGUCUCUCUUUCUCUCGUCCCCCCAACCCCCCGCCUUCAAGCAUUCAAGCGACGGUUGCGCCAAAGCCACUUGCUAACUGCUGCGAAUAUUGAGUGCUCUGGCAGCUGAAAGCUGGUGCCGGAACCAUUACGGGUGGAUACUACCCUUCAAAUUCUGACAACAACAUCUCCACCCUGGUGGUAAAUAUUACGUUAAAAAAGAAAAUCGUGAAGCAGAUGUGAGUAAGCUGAUUUUCGUUUUCACUUUCUCUGUAGUUUACUCUGGGGAAAAAUGUAAACUGUCGGAUGGUCAGGGUACACCUACCGUCUGGUUAGUCGCCAUGGCGUCACAGACUUUUCGUCUUUCGUCAGGUUUUACUUUUAAAAAAUGGAUACCUGGGAACGGAGCGUGCUGAGCGGCGAGAUGAAAGUAGAUAAGGUGUGAAGUGGAGGUGGGAAGGGGGAGAAAGCAAGACACCUGCUGUGUGCAGUGAAAUCUCUUGUGUUUCGUCAUCAGUGCCACGAGAUAAUGUCGGUGAGGACCGUGGCCCUCCAACGCCGCAGUCCUGCCUCCUCUCUUGGACAAGUCUGUGUCUGUGAUUCGUCGUUUCGUGGACUGGCACGUGGAUGUGCACGUCACGCCGACAAGGGAUAAAGCAGUUUGUGAGAGCACACCUAGGUGUGGGGGAAAUUUCGUUUUCAAAAUUACAUCGAAACUGCCAAUCGGCAUCAGGACGUGAAAGAAAAAUCAGUAAAAUAAUAACAAAAAUAAAAUUACAGUUUCUGUAAGCAAUGGGAGGUCCGUGUAGCGGUUGUUUGGACAGGUGCUCAAGUGCAAGGUGCAGACCUGUGUGUGUAUGUGUGCAAGUAGAGGAGUACACUGUACAUCGUACUAACUUCAUUCCAUGACCGGCCGGACAGUUGUUGGCUUGCCUGUACGCUUCCUGUCCAUUGUAGUCUGUGAUACACUUGCUUGCAUCUGCGGUCGCCAGCAUGGAGCUCAAGCCCAAGGGGGACAGGCCCCGCAUCUACAUGUCCAGCCGAACACACAAGGUGGUGGUUGUCUUUCCCAACGGCGAGGUCGUGGAAGUGGCCAACCCACCAGAGCGAGCCAAAGAUGACAGCAGUGUUGGCGCCAGAAACGGACAGCUGUCGAGGACGGGGUCGCUCACGGUCUUACGACGGACGAACUCCCGGAAGACGGGCAGCAGCAGCAGUCGGGCCUCCAGCAUCAGCAUGGACAGCGUCGACUCCUACGCCUCCGUGGACCUGGGCAUCGACAAAAUGCCGCCCAUCGAAACAGCAGAGGCAGCGCACGUGUGCUCCAUCAGAUUACGGAUGAUUGCACGACGGAUAGAGAAGGAGGAGAUACCCAAAGACGACCUCAAGAGGAAUCUAGAAUAUGCAGCGUCCGUGUUAGAAAACGUUUACAUAGAUGAGACAAGCUCCCCCGCCACCAAGCAGAAAGCUCCCAGUGCUGACAGGUAUCCCUCGUCCCUCACCAGGCGGCUGUGUGACGAGGAUGACGAGCUCAGCGAGGUGGAGCCAGAUGCUGUACCCAGCGAGGUGCGGGAUUGGUUAGCCUUGACCUUCACCCGCUCCAUGUCCAACAUGAAACGUCGAGGGGAGGACAAGCCGCGCUUCCGCUCAGUUGCGCAUGCCAUCCGCGCAGGCAUCAUGGUGGACAGGAUUUAUCGGCGAAUGUCCAGCUCUGCAGGCUUGCAUGUUCCUCCACAUGUGUUGUUGUUGUUGAAGAACCUAGAUGACUGGUCAUUCAAUGUAUUUGCUGUAAACGACGUAUCGGAUGGACAUGCGUUGAAGUUUGUCGGUUAUGAGCUGCUGCAGAAGUAUGACCUCAUCACCAAGUUUAAGAUCAACACGCAGGUCUUGGAUAGCUUCCUGUUCGCCCUGGAGGCUGGCUACAGCAAGUUUCGCAACCCUUACCAUAACCUCAUCCAUGGAGCUGAUGUUGCUCAGACCGUCCACUUCGUCUUGUCGCAGAGCCACCUGGCGCAUUGGUUGACAGACCUGGAGGUGUUUGCUACAAUAAUCGCUGCCUUGAUACACGACUACGAACACACGGGCACGACAAACAACUUCCACAUCAGCACGGCGUCGGAGGUCGCGUUGCUGUAUAACGACAGAGCAGUCCUGGAGAACCACCACAUCAGCGCCGCCUUCCGCAUGCUGCGAGAGGAUGAUACCAACAUCGCCAGCAACCUGAGCAAGGAGGAGUACAGGGAGUUUCGGAACCUGGUUAUCGAUAUGGUGCUGGCCACGGACAUGUCGUACCAUUUUCAGCAGAUCAAGAACAUGAAGAACCUGCUCAAUAUGCCAGAAAACAUUGAAAAGUCCAAAGCACUGUCCUUGGUGUUGCACUGUGCUGACAUCAGUCAUCCAGCCAAGGACUGGGAGCUACACGCCAGGUGGACAUCACACCUGCUGGAGGAGUUCUUCAGACAGGGUGAUCGUGAACAGGAACUUGGCCUACCAUUCUCACCUCUUUGUGAUAGAAAAAGCACACUUGUGGCAGAGUCACAGAUCGGUUUCAUAGAAUUCAUCGUCGACCCCAGCUUUCAAGUGAUGGGGGACAUGCUGGAGAAAGUGUUAAGUCCGCUUCACCAACAUCAGGGCUCUGGGCGGUCCGCUGUCGAGGAGUCCAUAUCAGAGGAGGUGUUCGAAACCCGGGAAAACAAACGGGACAAGAGCACCAGUACCUGUGGACUGUCACGGCCUGGGACUCCCAGAACUCCUCUGUCGCCAAUCGGACGAUACGAGCUGAAGCGACCGUGGGUGGAGUGUCUUCAACAAAACAAACUCAACUGGAAGGAUAAAGCGCUUGCAGACGCCGAGGAAAGGCAGAGGGUGGCUUCUCAGUCCUCAUCGCCAUUGCCCAUCUGAACACGUGGACAAACAGGCUGACAAGAGUCGCUCACAGACGCCGGUCAGCGCCAGUGGGAAACCACCGAGUGCCAAGUCUCCAGCAGAGAGAACACGACAAGUGGAGACCAAAGACACGAGCGCCAGCACAGCCUCACCUGUGCCGCAGCAGCAGGAGCAGCAUCAGCAGCAGUCGCCUGCUCAGCGAGACUCCGUCUCAGACUCUUCCUCUGAAAUCAGUAUUAAGCCCCUCGUCAAAGGUAAGAAGUGACAAGCCCACCGCCUCCUACAUCGGUGUCAUCCCCUUUUCUUCAUCUUCUUUCUCGUCUGCGAUAUGUGAGCGCUGGUGGUGAUGCUGUGCUGAUGGUGGUGUGUAGUGUUCAGUUCGCUCAGAGCUACAGUGUAGGUCAAGGGCGAAACAAAAAUAAAUAGAGACUUCCAAGAUGGUCGCCGCUGGACAGGAGGAAGAAGGCCGAGACUGCCGACCUCUGGUGGCAAGUUGAGGAGUGGGUAAGUGUAGGCUGACUGCCGGGAAGGGACAGACCUCCCUGUGCUGCUGGACUGUCCUUUCCGAGCUGUUCACCUACCUUCAGGCCCACGACCUUGACCUGCACCUGUGCCCUCACCUUUCCUUUUCCAACACAAAACACACACAGGCUCACACAAAUAAACAUUCUUAUUUUUCAUUCGAGAUGGUUACAGGUUGUGUGUGCUCGUUAACACUCUCAGUGAUUAACCUUUCGUGCUGUGUCCAGGGCAAGGCCCUUGUUACUAUUAAAAACUCUUGACCUCUGCCCUUCACCACGAUGACGUCAUCACCACUUCGUUAACGCAAGCGUAGGCGCUCAUUUCGCAGUCUGCACACGCUGAAACUCGACUUACAAGACAGAGCAAGUCACCUGCCUUGUUUGGCGUUCAAAGACCACGGUUUUUGUAAUUAUUAUUUACAUGGAUGGAGAUGCCUCUGAGGACGAGACAGCACGCGCUGCGAGCAUGACAAAAGUAUCAGACACGAGUGAUAUGGAACACUAGCAAUGAUGCAGCAGCUCACAUGAUGGUGUCAGCUGUACUUAACGUGCAUAAUAUUCCACGCAGGCCAGGGUUUGUGCUAAUUCCUCCCCCGCUACCCCCCAGUGCAAGGAGACUUCUGAGUGGCGCCCACUGUGAACAUCGUCAGAAAGCUGCAACAGACUGUGUCCAUAUGAGUUUCUUACAGGUCGUGAGUUUGAAAAUAGACUUUUUAUAUAAAAAAAACCAUUUCUGAUGAAGAAAUGACUUCAGAUUUUUAAGGCUUCCUCAGACCUCAUCUGGUUGAAAAGUAAUUUUUCAGCUGUGGGGUAUUUUUUUUGUUUUGUUGCCAUUCUAAAAUGCAUUCAUUAUUAUUAUUUUUGCUCCAUAUCUUGCUCUCCGUUUCUCAUUUCUUCGCUCUCUCUCUCUGCUUCUUCCACUUAGCUUAUGCAUUCUAUGCAGCUAAGACGCGCUGGAGGGAGAUAACUCUGCACGUCUCGUACUAGUCGAGGUUAUUUCUUUUUUAUAUUUCAUCACAUCGGCCAGGUUUCACACAUCUCUGUAUAGAUGUUCUAGCAGCUGCUGCUAGGACAAUGCUUUUGCUGCCUUAAAAUGACUCAGUUAUAUUUAUAUUACAAGUACUCAGUAAAUCAAAUGUUGCAAAUGCUUGCAAAAUGGCUGAAGCAGGAUUUUUUUAUUAUUAUUAAACCUGUUGGCAAAAACCUUUAUGGUUUAAAAUGUUGAUCGCUAAAGAAAAACCAAAAUGAAACUUGGUUGUUUUAGGUUCAAAACAAUCUCGUGCAAGUAUGGAAAAGUUCUAAGUAACAGACAUGACACAACUAGGGACAAAAGAUCUUCAUUCGGUUUGGCUGCUGCAUGACUUUGCGAGCUCAGAGCGCAAUGAUUGGCUAAUUUAAAAUCUUGAGAUGGGUGGUCCAGUACAUUUCGAGUACUCGGCCAGUUCUGUGCACAUGCGAGACAUGGCAACUUUAAAACUUGGAUGCUUGUGUAUGGGCAACAACAUUUUUCACCCAGUUCUUCAAUUCUUAUAUUAUAAGGAUGUAACCGUUAGGUACUUGCUUUGAAGGGAAAAAUGUGCUUCUGAAGAGACGAACCCAUCCUUUUUUUCGAUGGCAGAAACUUUUUUAAGUUUAAAGAAAGAGGCGCGAAGCUUUGCAGAUUGGCUUCGUCGAUGUCAAUGCAACAAUCGUCAUUUUCGCAUGUCCAUGUCAAGAAAAUACAAAUUUUGUUGGCACAAGUUUAUUCUACUGUAUUUACUGCAGGUCACGUGUCAGAGGACGCCGCAGGAAAAAAAUUCUUCAACCAUUUUUGCUCAUCGCUCGUACCACGUGAUCACUCACUACACACCUAUCGUUAAUGUAAUUUUGAAAUGCUUUUUGUUUCAUGUUUUGAUAACGUGUUUAGCAAGACAGGAAAGCUACUUAGUUCUCGCCGUGAUAUAUACCCUUAGACCCCGGCUUGAGCAAAGGACUAACAAACAGUAGUAGUACACCGUUAAGACUCGAGUUUAUGAUCAGAUUUGUUUAAUUAACUAACAUGGAGAAAAGUAACGGCAUGAUUCGAGGUUGUUUUCUUUUGCGAAAUCACCCGAGGAUCACGAGAACAUUUUUUAUAAGCUAUGAGAGGAGUGUUGUCUAGUUAGGAAAUCUUACUUAGAAACAAAUUUUUAAUCCUCGAGUCAGUCAUCAGAACAAAAGAAAAAAAAAAGUUCCAUGAUGCUUAGCUGGUGGUGAGGGACUAUCCGACUGAUUUCUGAUCCCAAUAGCUUUUUUUUUUUUUAGUUUCUGGGAAAGUAAAUGACGAGGAUAUAGAUAUGUUAUCCAUACUUGUAAUAACAUACUUUUGCAAUCAUGAAGAAAAAAUUCAGCGUUAAAUGUGGUUUUCCGUUAGUGCACGUCCGCGUUUAGUGAAUCGUUACGUCAUCAAGGAAGGGGGGAGGGUCUUUAACUCCUUCUACAAACUGUGAAAGGGCAACGGUGUGUUCCAGUAACCCCCUCUCCAGCCUCUUCCGUUACAGAUCGUCGAGCUUCUACUUCUUGUACAUAAAAUUUCAGGAAAAUAGGGCCGGCUGUUUGCUAACAUUUCUGCUGACCUGCAGCUGGCCUGAAAAAAGUUUCCAAGCUCAAAACAAAACUUGACUUGCUGUCUUUUUGAGAUGAUCGGCUAAAACUGAUGAGGACAUUUUAUAUAGACGUGCUUAUAUAGCUAAUAGGAAAGAAGUAUCUAGCAGCAAAUCUAAAAUUUAACCAGAUUAUUGAAGAAAAAAAUUAUAACGAAGGUCUUAAUAAAACGGGGGGUAAGGCAAGGCGAGUUGUUUCCCUUUCUACUUGUGUCAGUCUUUCAAAUUUUUCAUCAUUUCGAGGUGCCACAUACCGCACCGGCAAUGGAAGUUACAUACUGUGAGAGUUGUGACAAGUCAUCACUAGUAUUAAUUAAUAUUCAACACAAAUUACUAUUUGCUGUAGGAUUGCUUCUCCUGCUCACUUGCAUGCUUCUCUCCCCUGCUGCUACUUGAAACUGUCUGAAGGAUGCAGUAGACUUCUCUCAGGUGUGGUCACGUGACAGGACUGUCCUGUGAGCGUGCCUAGAGCGAAUGAUGCAAGUGUUUGAUGGCAAAUCAUUUACAGGUGAGAGAUCAACUGAAAGACUUCUUGAUGUCCUCCACACGUAAAUGUAAGAUGGAGGAUAGACAGAACUGCUGCUAUGCAGGGCCGUGCUCAGAUUUAUCGAGAGGAGUUAUCGAUGUCUAGUGUCAAACUAAAUGAGAUAUACACUGCUGUGGUGUACAGUGAGCUUUCUUAAACUGGAACCAUUUUUUUUUCUUUUUUUACUGUACGCGCACUUUACAUUCGUUGAACUUUCAUUUGUCACUCAGGUUAGCUAAAGUGCCAGUGUCGAGUUGAUUACCUUCACCUGUACACUUGUGGUAAAAUAACAUGAAGCCACACACAAAAGUUGGAAAGCAAUUGGUAGUCUAAAAGCUCCCAUAAUUUAAAAAAAAUAAGUGCGAUAGGUAGAUAUUACCAAAGCCUCCAGCAAUCUCUUGUAUUACUAAAAGAAUUUAAUUUAUGAUUUACGGGGGGAGGGAGACGUGUUCUCUUGGCUGUGCUGUCAGUUCAACAACCUCCCCCUAACAGCCUUAGUGAUCUUUAGUGGCCAAAGCACAGGACUGUCACAUGCCUGACUUUCUCACAGGUAAUCCAGUCACCUGAUGUUCCCGUGUUACUUGUUUGCAAUGAGAAUGAAACAUGUCCGUCUCUUGGUUGUUGGAAUAGCAAGCAACCGGGUUUUUUUCCAAACUGCACGUGGAAAAGUUGACAGCUGCAACAGGAGAAGGCAUGAUUUAAAAAAAAACAAUUUUACUCACAAACUUUAAACUUUCUUCAGCAGCUAUUUACACUGAUGGUGAUUCAAAUACCAUCAACUUUCAUGAGUGGAACUAGCAUUCUGCCUUGUACAAAAAACAACAAAAAAAAAAAUUUCAAAGUCUGCUUCGAUCCUUGUUGUUUGUAAUUUUUUUUAAAUGCCGCUUAAGAGGCUUAAACAUUUUUUUUAUGAGAGCACGAAGAAAGGUAGGUAAAUAAAACAGACUUCGAUACCUUUCACCAUUAUGUCUCCUUUAGCAUUUCAACCCUUGCAGUGAAAAUUGUGUCAACAGAACAACAAUUCCUCUCUUACCACAAGUAAGAAAAUGCUGAUUCACACUUCCUGAAGUAGGGACACAAAAGUUCAUCCAUGAUAACGGUUGUGGUUCACAGCACCAAAGCUUGAGCUAUGCAGCAUGUGAGCUGUCUUGCUUGGAAAAAUCAUAACCACAUACUUCCAACUGAUUCUCUCUCCCUUGACAAUCUCAUUUACUAUAAUUAUCUACAUCUCGUACAAUUUUCCAUCUAAUUUCAUCUUAAUCGCCCCACCCUUUUUUUUUAACCGAAAAAGUACAAGUGGCAGAGACUAGGAAGCUGCUUGCAUGUCUUCCCAGUUUUUUCGGACAGGAUACAACUGCAGCAAGUGGUCAGACAAGUGUAAACACUUAGUGCUCACAGGGUGUGUCCCUUUCUUGUUUCCGCAUGUAGGUUUGGCUUCACUGUAAAUACUUGACUGACGAGUUGCUUUACAAAAGUGCUCGCCGAGUAUUUUCUGUUAUUUCGGAUCUGUGAUGUAUUUUUAAAAAAACCUCAAGUAGUCGCAAGUUUUAAAUUCUUAUAUAUAUCUGAAGUAAUCAUCUAACAUGCAAAGUAUGUCUUUCAACUCUGAUUGUUUCUCCAUGUGUGAUUGGCUGUUACCAUGUUAUCAGGCUCAGUUGAAGAACGAUGGUACUGUUUCAUUCAAUAAAAGAACUAUAACCUUCUCUUGUGCUUUUUUAUUCUCUUAGUGAAGUUUCAUAAGGUGGAAAGGUGCACGAAGCACUCAAACAAUUCUCGAUAAUUUGAUGCACUGUUUGAAAACACCAAUAAGAGACUCAUUAAAAAUAUUUUUUAAUGAAGCAAAUUUUAUUUAUUAAUUUUUUUGUAUUAUUAUUUAUAUAUUUGCAGCUGUAACAAUAACAAACAAAAUCAACAUUAGGGAUAACCAUGAUGGGAUCUCACAGAAUAUUUCUUUUUUCUCCACUCCUUAUAAUCGUUCAUUGAAAGUGAACAUUUUAAACUCAUCUUCUCUUUUCUGUAUAUUUACACGAAAUAUGCACAUAUGCGACAUAACAGGAAAGAAUCUUCUACGGCUGUGUACAUGAACAAAAUGAAUAAAACCAUCUUCUCAAGA
Messenger RNA from Pomacea canaliculata, 10336 nucleotides. Its product is annotated as calcium/calmodulin-dependent 3',5'-cyclic nucleotide phosphodiesterase 1A-like. The transcript has 16 exons. Bases 2663 to 4570 code for a protein of 635 amino acids. The record is from RefSeq and is a predicted model, not a curated record. NCBI's taxonomy places the organism in Eukaryota, Metazoa, Mollusca, Gastropoda, Architaenioglossa, Ampullariidae. Gene Ontology annotation, molecular function: 3',5'-cyclic-nucleotide phosphodiesterase activity. Gene Ontology annotation, biological process: signal transduction.